Messenger RNA from Sclerotinia borealis F-4128, 2298 nucleotides. The record is from the annotation of a GenBank genome assembly. Lineage: Eukaryota; Fungi; Ascomycota; Leotiomycetes; Helotiales; Sclerotiniaceae.
AUGACUUCGUCGCGUUACUCACAGCAGCCGCUGCAAAUCUACCAAGACCCCGUCACAUCUUAUGAUAGCGCGCCAAUGCCUUCGACGAAGAAUUCUACAAAUCUAAAAAAGCCAUCCCCCUUGAGAACAAUCAAGAACACAGGCUCGAAGCGUAACGUUAUAUUCAACCCACCUCAGAAUAGACCCAGCAAAAACUCACCGCUCAAGUCGCAUGUCCAAAUAUCAAGUUCGCCUUCGAGAGCACCAUUCGGCAAUAAAUUAAAUAUGGUACCGAUGCCACCACCUUCGGGAUCGCGAUACAAUACCGACUCGAUUGCGAAGAAACAAACCUUUCAAUCUAAACAUAAGAGUGCCCCGCAAAAAGCACUAUUUACGACUUUUAUGAACACUCAAUCUUCAGAAAAAGAGAACUAUUCACAUCCUAUGUAUUCGUCGCAGCCGCAACCACAUUUUCGCGACGAUUUUUCGAGCAGCAACUUCUCCUUGGAAGGAUUGUAUGGUCAGAAACCAUCACUGAAGCGCUCAUUGAUGGAGGCUGCCAUCAUUCAGGAAGCGAAGGUUCAAAAGAAGUUGAAGACGGAGGAGGAGAUUGACGUAUCAGGACCUCGAGAACUCCCGGAACCGGAUUCCUUUCCACCCAUUCACGAUGAUGGCUUUAAACCUUCUCACAGCUAUGCUCAAUUGAUUGGUAUGUCGAUUUUAAGAGCUCCGAACCGACGCCUCACUCUUGCGCAAAUCUACAAAUGGAUCUCCGACAACUACACCUUCUACAGUGCGGCGGACGCUGGCUGGCAAAACAGCAUUCGUCACAAUCUUAGUCUUAACAAGGCUUUCGUAAAACAGGAGCGGCCAAAGGAUGAUCCGGGAAAAGGUAAUUAUUGGGCAAUUCAACAAGGAAUGGAAUGUCAGUUCAUCAAGGAAAAGACUACACGGAAACCUGCAGGCCCAAAUGAGAACCUUCCGGUCUUGAAUACAGCACUUACUCCCGUCGAUCCACCAGAGCCCACACCACCCACGCCAAUGUUUAAAGACCUACCCUCUUCUAGUCAAGAUGUAUCGUUACCAAAGUCAACGUAUACCUUGCGAGACAACGAACUUCUUCCCAUCCCGGAAUUAUCUUCAGAUGCUACAAUUCCUGCAUCAGAAUUCAAUCAAGAAGUUGAAGAAGGGGACGAAGAUGCCCCUCCAUCGUCUCCACAAAUACAAUCAUCCCCACCAACAAGGAUGAUGCAUUCUUCUCCUCCAGUAGCUCGCCAUGCGCCGAGACGAAAUCACACGCCACCUCCCGUUCCACGCUUUCCAUCUUCAUCACAGACUAGAUCACACAAACGAAAGUUUGCGUCCAUGGAUGAUAGUGGGUACUUCUCGUCACUUGAAUCUUCAGCGAUGCGGCCAAACGGGGUCAGUCGGUUGCUAACAUCUGAAGCUGACCGACCGAGGAUUAAGCGUGGCCGGGCUGAAGAGGAAAUUGCUCGUCUUCGUGGUUCCUCGUACGACAGCCCCAGCACAGGCAGGACUUUGAAUCAAUUCGCUCCACCAUCAUCAUCCCCAUUACGUCGAGCUCAAGCACAUGAUAACUAUCAGAUGCUUCCACCUCUUACUCCUGCCGUCAAGCUAAAGGCUCCUGUGAAACCACCGCCAUCGAUAUCUCCAAACACGAACCUUCGCAUGCAUCGUGAUAGGGUCAGGGAACUAGUUGGCUCGCCAAUCCGUGGUCUGACUGUUCUGGAGGACAGUGCAUGGAGCCCCGCUUUCCAUCUCGACAGCAGCUCCUACUUGUUUACGGAUUUUGUUCCGGACUUUGAUAUAUUCCAGGAUGCCAAGGCAUCGUUUCCUGGUACAAGUAAUGGAUCACCAGAGAAGCGAUCGGCCAAGAGAUCUCGGAUCGAUCGAUCGACAUCGGCAAACAUCUUGUCCGAUGUGACUAAUUCCAACUUGAAUAAGAGUGUCACCUCCACACCCAUGCUCAAACUUACACCUUCGUUGGGUGGACCUUCAAUAAUUCCCUCCCCAACGAAAGGAGGUUUGAACUUUUUUGAUUCGCCAUGUAAACAAAAUAUUAACUCGCCCCUAAAAUUCAAUUCGCCAAUCUUGAACCUCGGUAAUUUCAAUCUUCCUCAGGAUGACCUCUUCAACUCUGAGUUCCUCACUGAAGAUCUAUCUGACUACACAGGCUUCGAUAUCACGCAGCGCUUUCCAAAGAUUGGUUCCGGAGCUCAACAACAACAAUCACGAAAUACAUUGAAGAACCAACCACCCCGACCAUCGAUGGGCCGAAGUUUUACUUCACGCUUCUAA